Molecule: messenger RNA, 2413 nt
Organism: Puma concolor (puma)
Lineage: Eukaryota; Metazoa; Chordata; Mammalia; Carnivora; Felidae
Gene: PAPOLG
Product: poly(A) polymerase gamma
Biological process (GO): RNA 3'-end processing
Cellular component (GO): nucleus
Molecular function (GO): poly(A) RNA polymerase activity; RNA binding
Source: RefSeq, a predicted model, not a curated record
AUUGUCAUAAAUAGAGCCGGUUUUGUGGUGUUUUCACUACUCGGUUGGAUGCCUCGGCCGUAGUAAGUGAGAAAGUGAGCAAGCGAGCUACAAGCAACCGGAGGAAAGUGGACAGGAGGAGAAGGAAAGAGCAAGAACUUGACUCCAGAGCGAAAGAUACUCGGCGGUGAGGGAGACGCAGGAAGCGAUGAAAGAGAUGUCUGCAAACACCAUGCUGGACAGCCAGCGUCAACAAAAGCAUUAUGGAAUCACUUCUCCAAUUAGUUUGGCAUGUCCAAAAGAAAUUGAUCAUAUUUAUACACAGAAAUUGAUUGAUGCCAUGAAACCAUUUGGAGUGUUUGAAGAUGAAGAAGAACUGAACCACAGGCUGGUUGUUCUUGGUAAAUUGAACAAUUUAGUAAAAGAAUGGAUUUCUGAUGUCAGUGAGAGUAAGAAUCUCCCACCUUCUGUCGUGGCUACUGUUGGUGGUAAAAUUUUCACAUUUGGCUCCUACAGGCUUGGAGUACACACCAAAGGAGCUGAUAUUGAUGCACUUUGUGUAGCUCCAAGACAUGUGGAGAGAUCUGAUUUUUUUCAGUCUUUUUUUGAAAAAUUGAAACAUCAAGAUGGCAUUAGAAACUUAAGAGCUGUAGAAGAUGCCUUUGUACCUGUUAUAAAGUUUGAAUUUGAUGGAAUUGAAAUUGAUCUAGUCUUUGCAAGACUGGCAAUACAAACCAUAUCAGAUAAUUUAGAUCUAAGAGACGACUCUCGACUGAGAAGCCUUGAUAUAAGGUGUAUUCGCAGCCUAAAUGGAUGUAGAGUUACUGAUGAAAUUUUGCAUUUAGUGCCAAAUAAGGAAACUUUUAGACUCACCCUAAGAGCAGUCAAAUUAUGGGCAAAACGACGUGGUAUUUAUUCCAACAUGCUGGGAUUUCUUGGUGGUGUCUCCUGGGCAAUGCUGGUUGCAAGAACUUGCCAAUUAUAUCCAAAUGCAGCAGCUUCUACUUUAGUUCAUAAGUUCUUUUUAGUUUUUUCCAAAUGGGAAUGGCCAAAUCCUGUCCUACUGAAGCAACCAGAAGAAAGCAAUUUGAAUUUGCCUGUUUGGGAUCCUCGGGUAAAUCCAUCAGAUAGGUAUCAUCUCAUGCCCAUAAUCACCCCUGCCUACCCACAGCAGAAUUCUACGUAUAAUGUGUCCACCUCAACUCGAACAGUAAUGGUAGAAGAAUUUAAACAAGGUCUUGCAGUCACAGAUGAAAUCCUUCAAGGGAAAUCAGACUGGUCCAAACUACUUGAGCCACCAAAUUUUUUUCAAAAGUAUAGACAUUAUAUAGUAUUGACUGCCAGUGCAUCAACAGAAGAAAACCAUCUAGAGUGGGUUGGAUUAGUAGAAUCUAAAAUCCGUGUGCUUGUUGGAAACUUGGAACGGAACGAAUUUAUUACUCUUGCCCAUGUAAAUCCCCAGUCAUUCCCAGGAAAUAAGGAACAUCAUAAAGACAACAAUUACGUGUCAAUGUGGUUCCUUGGAAUAAUUUUUCGGAGAGUUGAAAAUGCAGAAAGUGUUAACAUAGACCUGACCUAUGAUAUACAGUCGUUUACUGAUACAGUGUACAGACAGGCAAACAAUAUAAACAUGCUAAAGGAAGGGAUGAAAAUUGAAGCAACUCAUGUUAAAAAAAAGCAACUUCAUCACUACCUUCCCGCAGAGAUUCUUCAAAAGAAGAAAAAGCAAAGUCUUUCUGAUGUCAGUCGAAGUUCAGGUGGACCUCAAUCCAAAAGAUCAUCUCUGGAUAGCAAUUGUUUGGAUAGCUCCAGAGACACUGAUAAUGGAACUCCUUUUAAUUCCCCAGUGUCUGCAAACAAACCUUCCAAGCCUGACGUUCUUCCUUCAGGAGAAACGGAAAGGAAUAAUACUGAGCCUGCUGCUGUAAUUGCGGAAAAGCCACUGAGUGUGCCACAAGCUCAAGGACUGUCUAUCCCAGUCAUUGGUGCAAAAGUUGAUUCUGCAGUAAAAGCCGUAUCGCCCCCAGCUGUGUGCACCAUUCCUACUGUAGUCGGACGAAAUGUCAUUCCUAGAAUCCCAACACCCCACAACCCUGCCCAGGGACAGCCACAUCUUAAUGGAAUGUCAAACAUAACUAAGAAUGUUGCACAUAAGAGGUCCCAUUCCCCAUCCGUAGAUGGGUCUUCUAAGAGGUUGAAAGAAAUAGAAAAGUUUAUUCGACUUGAAUCAACAUUUAAGGAAUCACGUGCUCCUGAAGACAGAAAAAGAAAAGCAAUGGAUGCCAUUGGAGGAGAAUGUAUGCCUAUUCCAACUAUUGAUACAUCACGCAAAAAGAGACUACCCAGUAAAGAACUACCAGAUUCAUCAUCUCCGGUUCCAGCAAAUAACAUUCGAGUCAUCAAAAAUUCCAUUCGACUGACCCUUAAUCGGUAA